AUGCCUCGAACAAAACUCGACGUUGAAUCUAGGAGCUAUCAUUUGCCUGGAUAUCCAUCUCUUGCAAACUUCAUUGCCAGCGACCGAGAUCGCACAACCCUCAUAUACAAGCGCUUCGAUGAGUUAUCUGCACGGAACCUCCUUUACCUACAAAGCGAGCUUGCUGAGCUCCAAGCGCGGCAACAGAACUUUGAUCAAGAAGAUCGAAAAGCUGACUUGCCAACAAAACAAUGCGCCCGGAAUUUCGCAUGUUUCGAAGAAGCAGCGUCUGCGGCACAAAAUAAUGCAAAGCAAAAAGCGAGAUGGGAACUGAUGAUCCAAAUUAGACAGACGAUUAAAGAAUACCGUGAAGCCUUGUUCUGCGAAAGCACAUUAGCAUCUCUUCCGCCGCCUUCAAAGGGCGUCUUACGUGCCUUCAAGAAAGACUUUUAUGACGUAAGUGACGGGAGAGGUGAGGCCUUUCCUACACUCGGCGGAAACAGCGCUGGACUAUAUGAUGAUAUCGACGACCUCGUUGCGUUGCGGGUACAGGAGAAUCCAGAUCGGUUAACAAACUUCGCACAAGAGCACAUGGGCUUCCUAUUCCCGGACCGCAAACGAUCCAGAACCAGUAUAGCAUACGCCUCGGACCGCGCGAUCAGCUCCUUCAUAGCGUGGUUCAGCACCUUCCUAGCAGCCCUCCUACUCAUCGGCGCCAUCGUGGUGCUGUACAAGGUGCGCUCGCCAGACUGGAGACUGGGAUUAAUCGCGACGUUUACGAGUCUUUUUGCUAGCAGCGUUGGGUUAUUGACCAACGCUCGGCGAGCGGAGCUAUUUGCAGCGACAGCGGCGUAAGUACAAUGGCAAGUCUCGUUAGAAGAAGUACACUAGUUGACUCGUGAUUAUACGUGUAGAUAUGCAGCUGUUCUCGUGGUGUUUGUGAGUGGUGACCUGGGCAAUGAUCAGUCAAGUAGGAAGAUGUAAGGGCCUGGGCUGUAAAGGGGUAUCCAUAAUAUUCUCCAUCCGUAUACCAAUAGCUCACUCUAUGUGUUCGCAUAUUAUAUCGUACACCUCUCUUCAAACGCUGUCCCUCGAGCCCACAAAACUCUCUCUCCUCCCCCAGUUCCGUGGCUGCCUCUUCAAGAAC
Cucurbitaria berberidis CBS 394.84 is the source of this 1126-nucleotide messenger RNA. RefSeq lists its product as uncharacterized. The record is from RefSeq and is a predicted model, not a curated record. NCBI's taxonomy places the organism in Eukaryota, Fungi, Ascomycota, Dothideomycetes, Pleosporales, Cucurbitariaceae. The transcript is spliced from 2 exons. Bases 1 to 834 code for a protein of 277 amino acids.